AUGUCGUCACCCAAUGCUUCAAAGAUGACUUACAACAAUCUCACCGUCGUAGGCCUCCGGCAAGAGUUCACACAUCGUGGUCUCUCUACUGCCGGCAUCAAGCUUAAGAAGGAUUUGAUGGCGCGUCUGCAGCAACAUGACAGUGAUAACAAUGUCAAUACAUCGUCUUCUGUCGUCAAGUCAGAACCCGACUUCGACUCUUCGUCUCUCACAGUCAAAGCAGACGAGUCCUUGCCUGCCACCGUCAAGACUGAGACUCCAUCUGUGCCACCUUACGAACCGUCAGAGUAUGGCUCCGACGACCUGUUCGAUGAACUCGACGCCGAUGCUCUAGUCAGUGCAAGCCAGCAAUUCCAGUCCGCCUUUCCCAGACCCGACUCCUCCUUCGCCAUCCCUCCGACUCCUACACUCAAGCGUCCUCUCCCCACGGACAACGACGACGAUGACCUCUCGGGCGAUGACAUGUUCGAUGAUCCGAGCAUCGAAGAGAUAUGGACCUCGUCACAACAAGAGAGACAUAAUACAGCUCCACCAGCAGACAAGCCUGAGCAUGUCGCUCUAGUCCGCAGGCUGCUGCGAGAAAAGUUUGGGUAUCCCGCUUUCCGUGGCGAACAGGAGAAGGCCAUACUGUCAAUAUUGAGAGGCGAGAACACUCUGACCAUCUUUCCCACAGGCGCGGGGAAGUCGCUUUGCUACCAGAUUCCAGCCAUUGCCUUUCCGCUCAUGGACAAAAUGAGUGGUAAUGAACGACCACACGGAGCUGGCAUCACACUUGUCGUUUCACCUCUCAUUGCGCUGAUGAAAGACCAGACUGAUGCUUUGAAGAAGAGAGGCAUCGCUGCUGAUUGUUCCGACUCGACAAAGACGUAUGAGCAGCAUCAACAAAUUCACGCCGAUAUCCACUCCGGAAAACUGCGUUUGUUAUACGUGUCUCCUGAAAAGCUCUCUAAUGAAGCUUUUGUUGCAAGUAUGAAACACGUAGCAGGCGGUGUCAGGCUCGUUGCCGUCGAUGAGGCUCAUUGUAUAUCUGAGUGGGGCCACUCGUUCCGCCCAACUUACUUGAUGGUCGAGCGUUUCACGAAAGAGAUCAAGGCUGAAAGAGUCAUCUGUCUGACUGCGACUGCUACGCCCAAAGUCGCUGACGACGUACGCGCAGCCUUCAGCGUCUUAGAGCGCAACGAGUUCCGCACCAGUCCGUAUCGCCCCAACCUUAGACUGGAAGCGGUCGCUACAGACUCGCAGNGGGCGAAGCUCCCGCUGUUGUUCAAGUGGCUCAGAGAACACCCAGGUCCUAUCAUAGUCUACGUCACCCUCCAACAACAAGCAGAGGAUUUGUGCAAGACUCUGCGUCAAAAGUCGUUCAAUGCUGCGUUCUAUCAUGCCGGCAUGAAAGUUGAAGAAAAAACAGCUGUGCAAGACAGCUUCAUGGCUGAUGAGAUCAGAAUUGUCGUUGCAACUAUCGCUUUCGGCAUGGGCAUCGACAAAUCAGACAUCAGAGGAGUGGUCCACUUCGACCUCGCUUCGACAGUCGAAGAGUACAGUCAGCAAAUCGGUCGCGCAGGAAGAGAUGGAGAGCCUGGCUAUUGCAUCAUGUUCAUCUGCCAUGCGGAUAUCUACCUGCGUCAGAACUUCAGUCUCGGCGACCUUCCUUCUCGCAACUCAUUGCUGCGCCUGCUCAAAGACGUAUUUGGUCGCGAACGCACACCGGACAUCGAAGGAGAGGUUAUCAAGUUGGCACACCGCGAGUUAUCAACUCUCUAUGAUAUCCGUCUUAGUCCGCUUGGUGUCGUUUUCGCUGCGCUCGAACUGAGAUUUGGUCUCUUGCGUGCCAUCACACCGGAGUACACCAGUUAUCAGUUCGAAGAUAAAGGCCGUUACCACACUGUAGCUUUCAGCGAUCACUCGCCAGAGGCUAGAGCCGUCUACUCGAUGUCUACCAAAGCCGUCAAGAACUUCACUUUUGACAUGAACGCGGCUACUCGAAGAGGUCUCAUGCGUGCGGAUCUCGUCAGGAAGCUAGACAGCUGGAAUGCUACUGGAGUCAUCAUGCUCAAGACCUCAGGGGUCAUGAACCGCUACAGAGUUUUGAGUCCUUUGCCUACAGUCGAAGAAGACAUCCAUGCUCUAGCCGAUGAUCUGUAUGCAGAUAUGGCCCAGCGCGAGAAGGAUGCUCUUGGUCGUAUUGAUCAGAUGGUGGGUCUUAUCACGGGAAAAAGCUGCCUUGCUCUUGGUCUUGCGCAGCACUUUGGCAUGGAGCUGCCAGACGGCAGACAUGCGUGCGGCCAUUGUACCCAUUGUGCCUGGGGUGAAGCCGCAACCUUGUCGCCUAAGCCAGCUCCACCAUUGAACGUAGAAGGCGUCAAGCGGGUUCUGGCUGCUUGCCCCCACGAUGAUCCCAGACUCCUGGCGCGUGUCGCUUUCGGCAUCAAGAGCCCAAGAAUUACUCAACUCAAGUUGGACAAAACCCCAGUGUUCGAGUCGUUGGCUGAUCACGAAUUCAGCACGCUUCUCAGAGAAUUCGAGACAGCUUGUAGAACUGCGGCUCACGGGCCUCUGGAUGUGAUGCCGACUCCGGUAAAAGCUAAGAGCUCACCGAGAAGGACAUGGAGCGCAGGUCGCUCAGGCUCAACUGGCAGUGCCAGAGGCCGAGGAGGAAGCAACAGCUACAGUGGCGGAGGAAGCUACAAGAGAGGAAGUAGCAGUGGAAGUAAUCUCGGUAGAGGUGACUCUAAAAGAGGACGUGGAUCAUAUGGUUCCUACCGCUGA
This is a messenger RNA of Aureobasidium uvarum, 2766 nucleotides long. The record is from the annotation of a GenBank genome assembly. NCBI's taxonomy places the organism in Eukaryota, Fungi, Ascomycota, Dothideomycetes, Dothideales, Saccotheciaceae.